Molecule: messenger RNA, 1849 nt
Organism: Exophiala viscosa
Lineage: Eukaryota; Fungi; Ascomycota; Eurotiomycetes; Chaetothyriales; Herpotrichiellaceae
Exons: 1
Coding region: 148-1770 (540 amino acids)
Molecular function (GO): double-stranded DNA binding; histone methyltransferase activity; protein binding
Source: RefSeq, a predicted model, not a curated record
GGCCUUUCAUUUAACUGGUUUCGAGCCUAUUCCUGGCUUUGCUUGCAAGAUGUCUAAAAGUCUGCUUGUUACCUGUGAAUGUCCCUUGUCCCACGUACAUCACUUUCCCAGAUACCAUACACAAGAACAGACUGACAGAAUCAUACAAUGGCUCCAAGACGCAGCGCUAGAACAGCAGCUCGCAACGCGACGAACUCAGCUACAAACUCUGUGCCCGCCACUGACCAGAACAUCGUCAAUGGACCUAGGGUCAGGAAGCCAACGGCGCGUUAUGUCGAGUUCCAGCAGUCUUUGAAGAAAUCGCCCAAGAAACAAUUCAAGGAAACUAAUGCCAAUGCCCCCGAGGUUGACAAGUUCAUGAUCAGACUAUACGCCGAGAUUCACGCUGCUGCUGUCGAGAAGAUUACUAGGACUGAUCGUACGGCCAUUCAUGACUUGAUCCGAGAGACAAGAACAUUACGUUUCUUCGAUUUGUUCCCCACCGACGUGGCAGGCAACCUCAAGCAGACUUUGAUUGAUUCUCGACCAAGCAACAAUCAAGGCAAGGAGGUAGUUCAGCAGGCCCGUAACGACCUUCAGGUAAGCCAUCCCGAGCGCCUGGUCAGCUUUUGCAAGAAACCCAAUCUGGUCAUCUUGAGCAUUUGCGCACACUCCCAGACCUUUCGAACUGCCAUUGCCAGAAGCGUUGCUGAUAGCAAGGCUGAGAAAGAACCCCUUUGGCGUGAUAUUCGUUCGAAAAUCGGGAAAUGCGCCUCAAGCCUGGAAUUGUUUGCGAAAAUGAGAAGUCUGGACUGGAAUAGCGCAAUAAAUGCAUGCAACAAGGACUUCGAGUAUCUCCUUUCCUCGGUCUUCCAAAAUGACGACAACGUCGCCGACAUCGACCAGAACACCUUCGGCAUUGGAGAUGGCGAUGUCGAGGAAACUCAUCAUCCCGACAACGUCCCAUCUUAUUGGGUUCUACCUCGGAAGCGCAUCGAGGCCCAACGGCCACAAUUCCAGUAUGACUUCACGGAGGCCCUCGAGCGACACGACUUUUGGGGCACCGCUGUCCCUGGCAACCUCAAUGGCGCCAGCAAGCCUGAGAUUGGAGACGCGCAGGUCGCACUCCAGGUCAACGUUGACGAAUGCAUCGUGGUGCCAGGAUACGACUGGUCCCACCUGCCCACCGAGGCCAAUGGGGAUCCACGUUUCGCGGGAUACAAGGGUUACGCCUGCCAAGUAUGUGGGAAGAAAGCGAAGGCCACCUCGACCAAAACGAGGUCCUCCACCAGACCAGCGUGCUCUUGUACUCCCGGCGACCUCUGCCUACAACAGCCCCUGCUAGAGCUCUUCGAUACUGGGGUUUUCGGUGUUGGAGUGCGUGCCCUUCAAACAUUCAAGAAGGGCGAUUACCUUGGGGAGUACAUCGGGGAGAUCUACCCCCGCAAAGAACAAGAAUGGCGAUACGGCGGAGACGAAGGCUGUAAGUAUCUGUUCCCAUGUGACAUUGCGACCAAGACUGCCACCAAGAAGCCGGACAAAUUCGAAGUUGAUCCGGGCAUCUUUGGCAACUGGACGCGCUACAUCAACCAUAGCUGCGAUCCUAAUGCAGAGUAUUUCCAGACGACCGUGAGCCAGAGGAUUGGGAAUUUUAUUUGCGCAAUAAGAGAUAUCGGCUUUGGAGAGGACAUCACGUCGUCCUACGGACAAUACUACUUUCAAGCCCUCAAAAUGACGUGCCGAUGUGGUUCGGACAAGUGCUUUCACAAGGACAAGCAGGAAGAUGCCUAGCUGGUCAGGUAGCAAGAGAUCAUUCAUGGCCACAAAUGCAGGGCAUGUGCCAUGGUGAGGCUGAAGGGCCCCCUUUUCU